This is a messenger RNA of Carya illinoinensis, 1383 nucleotides long. RefSeq lists its product as uncharacterized. The coding region runs from base 1 to 1383 and encodes 460 amino acids. The transcript has a single exon. Lineage: Eukaryota; Viridiplantae; Streptophyta; Magnoliopsida; Fagales; Juglandaceae. The record is from RefSeq and is a predicted model, not a curated record.
AUGGAUAAGUCUUGGGUGCAUAUUGAAGAUAGAUUGCAUUCCACUGAGUAUGAUCAAGGUGUUCGACAAUUCUUAGCCAUGGCGCAAGCACAUUCAUCAACACCCAAUCAGAUUAGGUGUCCAUGUAAGAGAUGCCGGAAUAGAGCUUUCCACUCUAUUCGUAUCGUGGAAGAUCAUUUGUUUUUAAGAGGGAUUGAUCCAACCUAUACAAUAUGGAUUUUUCAUGGAGAAGAGGAUCCGAUCCUAAAUUCUACAUUCUCUGAAGAUGUGGAUGAUGAUGCAUCUCCUUCCAAUCACUACAUGGAUGAUGUUGAUGAGAUGUUAGAUGACAUUCGGCAUGGGUCGUUCAUGGAUAAUCCAUUAAGCAAUGAUGGAAAUGCCCACAACUUUGAUGUCGGGUCCACCUCUGAUGCUCCAACCAACUAUAAUUUCGAGGAGUUGGUUGCCGAUGCACGAAGGCCACUUUAUCCUGGAUGUGCGAAGUUCUCGAAGCUAUCAUUCAUCGUCAAGUUGCUUCACAUCAAGAGCAUAGGUGGUUGGACCGUGAAGUCCUUUGACAUGGUACUCAAUCUUCUGCAUGCUGCAUUUCCCGACGCUCUUUUCCCAGAUUCAUAUAACGAUGCUCGUCGCUUAGAGCGUGGCUUGGGCUUCAGUUAUGAAAAGAUACAUGUGUGCCCAAAUGACUGUGUAUUGUUUUGGAAGGAAAAUGCAUCGUACAAUGCUUGCCCUAAAUGUUCGGCAUCUAGGUGGGUUGUACGCACAAGUGAGCAACGAAUGGUACCACAAAAGGUUUUUCGAUACUUCCCACUAAAGCCGCGCUUACAGAGGCUAUUUAUGUCAACAAAGACUGCCCGAGCCAUGAGAUGGCAUGUCGAUGCACGUGUUGACGAUCCAUCAUGCAUGCGACAUCUAGCAGAUUCAAAGGCAUGGAAAGACUUUGAUAACAAACAUCUUGCCUUUUCCCAAGAUCCUCACAAUGUUCGACUCGGUUUGGUGAGUGAUGGGUUUAACCCAUUCAAUAACAUGAGUAAGCCGUAUAGUAUAUGGCCAGUACUACUUGUGCCUUACAACUUGCCCCCUUGGUCAUGUAUGAAAGAUCCAUACACCAUCUUGUCGUUACUAAUCCCUGGCCCUAAGUCACCAGGGAAUGAUAUUGAUGUGUUCUUGCGUCCUCUUGUUGAUGAGUUGAAGGAACUAUGGGAAGAGGGUAUUCGGACGUUUGAUGCGUACAGUGGGGAAAUGUUUAGCUUACAUGCAGCACUACUUUGGACUAUCAAUGACUUCCCCGCAUACGCCAAUCUUUCUGGGUGGAGCACAAAGGGCAAGAUGGCUUGUCCUUCAUGUAGAGAAGGCACAAAUUCACAGUGGUUGGUAUAUGGGUGA